GGCAGCAUCCUCCGGUUCGGGAAGUAUCCAAUCGAUUCCCUCGACGGGACCGCGGGGAAACAGUGCAGUAAAGGUUACAGUUUUUGCAUCUAAAGUAUGCAGAACGGUCGGUGACUGUGAGAGAUACAAUAAAAAAGCAAACGAAAUAGGAAGUGUAUCGAGUUUUAUAUUUACACGUGCUUUAUUUCACUGUCCGUUCGGGUCAGCGUGAAAAUGUCGGCCAAUUGUGAGAUUACUAUUACUAGCCCUCAGGAGGCCAACACCAAGAGCAGUCUGAUUGUGGUUUCCAACAGAUUACCAUUCGUGCUGAAGCGGGAUGCCAUAACGGGCCAGCUGUGUCGGCAUGCCAGUGCUGGUGGUUUGGUGACGGCCGUGGCACCCGUCGUGAUCAAGGGCAAAGGUCUGUGGGUCGGCUGGUCGGGUAUGACACUGACCGAGACCGAUAGCAUUCCGGAGUCCGAUCCAUCGGAUCGCACGCCGACGGCCGGUCUGCUGUCGGAACAGGUCGUUUCAGUCAACGUGGAACCGAAGCUGUUCGAUGACUACUACAAUGGCUGCUGUAACGGAACCUUUUGGCCGCUGUUCCAUUCGAUGCCCGGACGGGCCACGUUCUGUGCCAACAACUGGCGGGCAUACUACGAGGUGAACAAAGAGUUUGCCGCCCAAACGAUUGAGGCCCUGGAGCGAUGUUUGAAGCAGAAAAAGAAUCCCGGAAUUCCAAUCAUCUGGAUUCACGACUACCACCUUAUGCUGGCAGCAAAUUGGGUUCGUGAAGCGGCCGAAGAGCGAAACCUUCCGUGCCAUUUAGCGUUCUUCCUGCACAUACCGUUUCCUCCGUGGGACAUUUUUAGACUGUUUCCGUGGUCCGAUGAAAUUCUGCAGGGUAUGCUUGCAUGUGACAUGAUCGGUUUCCACAUUCAGGAUUAUUGCCUAAACUUUGUGGACUGCUGUCAGAGAAAUCUUGGCUGUCGCGUAGAUCGUAAAAAUCUACUAGUCGAGCACGUCGGCAGAUCGGUAAGAGUCAGACCGUUACCGAUCGGAAUCCCCUUCGAUAGGUUCGUAGAACUGGCAAAAAAGGCAAAGCGUGUUAUCAAAACCAAACAAAAAAUCAUCCUCGGUGUAGAUAGGCUGGACUACACGAAAGGACUGGUUAACAGAUUGAAAGCUUUCGAAGUGUUACUGGAGAAGCAUCCGGAGCAUCGGGAAAAUGUUAGUUUAUUACAAAUUUCUGUGCCCUCCAGAACAGAUGUUAAGGAAUACCAAGAACUUAAGGAAGAAAUGGAUCAGUUGGUCGGACGUAUAAAUGGACGCUUCACAACCGCAAAUUGGUCUCCCAUUCGCUACAUCUUCGGUUGCGUUGGACAGGAAGAGCUGGCCGCCUUCUAUCGGGAAGCAUCGGUCUGCCUAGUGACGCCACUUCGUGACGGUAUGAACUUGGUCGCCAAGGAAUUCGUUGCUUGUCAGAUCAACGAACCGCCUGGAGUGCUGAUCGUAUCCCCGUUCGCCGGUGCCGGCGAAACAAUGCACGAAGCGAUGCUGUGCAAUCCGUACGAGAUAGAAUCGGCCGCGAAAGUGAUACAUCGGGCCCUGACGAUGCCCGAGGACGAGCGUUCGCUGCGGAUGGCGCGGUUGCGAAGGCGCGAGAUGCAGCAGGACGUCAACAACUGGAUGAGACAGUUUUUGAAAGCGAUGGAUUCGCUGGAGGAGGAUGACAUCGGUACGACCACCAUGCAGCCAGUUUCGGUGGAUGAUUUCGAUGAGUAUCUGUUGAACUACGUCGGAUACAAUCACAAACUGGCCCUGCUGCUGGAUUACGACGGUACUCUGGCUCCGAUCGCGCCCCAUCCGGAUCUGGCGACUCUGCCGCCGGAGACCAAAAACGUACUUCAACGGCUGUCCAAUCACUCCGACGUGUACAUUGCCGUCAUUUCCGGUCGAAACGUGGAGAACGUCAAGAAGAUGGUCGGUAUCGAGGGAAUAACCUACGCCGGAAACCAUGGGCUGGAAAUCUUGCACCCGGACGGCAGCAAGUUCAUCCAUCCGAUGCCGAUCGAGUACGAAGACAAGGUCACCGGAUUGCUGAAGGCACUGCAAGAGGAGGUUUGCCACCACGGCGCCUGGGUGGAAAAUAAAGGGGCUUUACUGACGUUUCACUAUCGUGAAACACCGCUGGAGCUGCGAACGGAACUAGUUGAAAAAGCCCGCCAUCUGAUAAUUCAGAAUGGAUUCCGAGCCACUGAGGCGCACUGUGCCGUGGAAGCGAAACCUCCGGUACAGUGGAACAAGGGCCGUGCAUCGAUCUACAUUCUCCGCACGGCGUUCGGUGUCGACUGGAGCGAACGCAUCAAGAUCAUCUACGCCGGUGAUGACGUGACCGAUGAGGAUGCCAUGAUGGCACUGAAGGGGCUGGCAGCCACGUUCCGAAUUACCAACGCGCAGAUCGUCAAAACGUCCGCCGAGCGGCGUCUUCCCUCGACCGAUUCGGUGCUGACGAUGCUGAAAUGGGUCGAGAAGCACUUUAUGCGCCGCAAGCCGCGAUCGAACAGUUUAACCUACAAAAAUCGGAAACGGGAUUGCGUCAAGAUGCAGCUAGCAUUCGAUUUGGUGCCCAAUAUAAGUCCGGCAAACAGCGCGGCGAACAGCUCCGACGAGCGAGAUUAGCCGGAGAAGAAGAGCACUACGGUCGAAGAUGCUAGGAAAUGUUUUGUAAUUUUAUUUAGUGUUAGUAAUUUUCAUGUUGAUUUCUUUUAAACAAAAAUUUUAACUGUACGUUAUAAUGCUUGUUGCUAGAUUAUCUGUAAAUUUUAUCGAGCGUUAAAUAUAAGUAGAAGUUAGCGAGAGCUCCCGGUUGGUUUCUU
Molecule: messenger RNA, 2858 nt
Organism: Sabethes cyaneus
Lineage: Eukaryota; Metazoa; Arthropoda; Insecta; Diptera; Culicidae
Gene: Tps1
Exons: 5
Coding region: 214-2661 (815 amino acids)
Biological process (GO): trehalose biosynthetic process
Cellular component (GO): cytosol; alpha,alpha-trehalose-phosphate synthase complex (UDP-forming)
Molecular function (GO): catalytic activity
Source: RefSeq, a predicted model, not a curated record